This is a messenger RNA of Cannabis sativa, 1613 nucleotides long. RefSeq lists its product as uncharacterized. Lineage: Eukaryota; Viridiplantae; Streptophyta; Magnoliopsida; Rosales; Cannabaceae. The record is from RefSeq and is a predicted model, not a curated record. The transcript has 2 exons. The coding region runs from base 387 to 1613 and encodes 408 amino acids.
CUGGAUGGGACGUGUGAUGUGUGAUGACGUCAUCACAUCACGUCCUGCACGUCUUCCAUGUUGCAGUGUGCAACUGUUCACGCGCCACUUUUUUUGCAUGUGUAAUUCAAAUUAUGGACGGUUUUAGAGGAUUGUAAUCAUUUUUUUUUUAUUUUUAUAUUCUAUUUUACCAUUUUUAUGGUUUUUUAAGUGUUUGUAUAAAAGGAAAGUAAGUUUGUUUUUAUAAAUAUUCAUCUUGAGCUUUUCUUUUCUCUGUUUUCGUUUUAUACAGAGUAUAGGGGUUAGGGUUUCUUCUUCUUGGGGUGGUUUAUUUUUGUAUUAGCAAGAGAGUUUGAGUGCAUCAUUUUCGUUUAUUGCCUUGUUAUUAUCAUCUGUAAACCUAAAAAAUGGUUAAAACUCGUUCCUCAAUUUCUCCUUCGCAUUCUGUAAAGGUAGCUGCUGAUAAGAAGAAAAUGGAAAAUGUCUCCGAUGAUGGAGAUCGUGAUGAUUCUGAUCGUUCUGGUGGUUCUGGUGGAUCAUCGGAUGGUAGCCGUGGCUCGGCAUUGCAAAAGAGAAAAAGAGUUGUUGAUAAAGUGAAGAAAGAAGAUGUUCGAAAUGUGAAAAAGAUGAAGCAAGUUGCUGAAGAUUUGCCUGAGGAUUAUGAUAGUGAAGACUUGGAGGUUGAAGUUCGUAAUGAUUUGAAGGAAUGGGAUUUAUAUUUCAAGCCUGGUGAAAAGAUUCAGGGAAAAGUGAUGUUAUUCCCUAAUCAGGAUAACAUUGUUGUCAAAAAUAUUAAUUCCAAGUUGACUAAAGAUCAACGUAAGUUGUUUCGUGAUACUUGUUUUGGUUAUUUUUUGGAUAGCCAUCCUGUUGGUUUUCAGUCUCAAUUAGUUCAUAAUGCCUUACAUAGGGAGGUAUAUCAGAAAAAUGAAAAAGAAAUGUGGUUUAAGUUUGGUGAUGAGAAUUUCAGAUUCAGUUUAGCUGAGUUUGCUGUUGUUUCUGGUUUACUGUGUGUUGGUGAUGCCGAUUUGAGUAAGUAUACACACAGAGAAAAUGCUUUUGUUGAUCGAUAUUUUUGUGAUCAGACAGUGACUGUUAGUGCUGUUGAGCAUAGGUUUAUGUAUAGUGAUUUCAAGUCAGAUGAGUAUGCUGUGAAGAUGGCUGUUUUGUACCUUGUUACUAAUUGUUUGAUUAGUAGUGUUUACUCAAAAAAAGUUCCUGUUGAGAUUUUGAACAUAAUUGGGGUUGAUGAGUAUGGUAGUUUUCCAUGGGGUAUACCAGUGUUUGAAUUAACUUUGCACAAUUUAAAGAUUGGUCUGAGGGGUGUUAUGAAGGGAAAAGGUGUUGCUAAGCCUCUUGCUAAGGUUAAAGGGAAACAUUUGGAAAAGGGUCCUCGAUCUUAUAAACUUCCUGGUUUACCUUUUGCAUUUUUGGUUUGGUUGUAUGAAACCAUUCCUUUGUGCUUGAAGGCAAAGUUUUGUUCCUAUGAUUCUGGUAAACCAUAUAGGUUUUGUAGAUGGAAGAGUAUUGGAAAUCCUAAUUCAAGUGAAGUUGAGAAGAAAGUUCUAUCUUCAAAUAAGGUAUUUUUUAUAUUUUGUAAAUUGUUUAUUUGUUGUUUUUAUUAUAUUUUGUAA